AUGGUAGUCGAGGUAGUUGCAACGACAGCGAUUGGGGGGGGGGGGAGGGAGGGGGGAGGAAGUGGUGGUGGUGAUAGCAGCAACAAUGGGUGUAAAGGUAACGAUAGUAGUAGGGGUGGAGGUAGCAUCAAUGUUGGCGGGUGUAAUUGUGGUGGCAGUGAUGACAGUUGUGGUAUUGUUGGUGGCAAUUACAACAACGAUGGAGGUGGCAAUGGUGGUGAUGUUAGUGGCGGCGAUUGUGGUUGUGGUAGUAGUCAUGGUGGUUAUGGUUGUGGUGGCAAUGGUGGUUGUGGUGGCAAUUAUGAUGGUCGUGAUUAUGGUUAUGGUGGUAGUGGUGGCGGUGGUGACGAUUAG
Molecule: messenger RNA, 354 nt
Organism: Pyrus x bretschneideri (Chinese white pear)
Lineage: Eukaryota; Viridiplantae; Streptophyta; Magnoliopsida; Rosales; Rosaceae
Product: eggshell protein-like
Exons: 2
Coding region: 1-354 (117 amino acids)
Source: RefSeq, a predicted model, not a curated record